AACCUACAGAUAAAACUCAGAAACCCUGGCAAAAUCUACAAGAGCUCAAGAAAUUCAGCAAGAAUUAUACGUCCACCGGGAGGUAUUCUACCAGCAUAUCUACAUACAUCGACAUAUUCCAAGGGCGCAUCCGUUUCGAAAAGACGCCUUAGACAAAUUUCACUCCAACGCGUGUAUAACCUGCUAUCCAGACCUAAGCGAAACCCUGCUUACCAAAGAUAUCUUGAUAUUCUAAAAAGAUACAACGGACGUGUAUCAAGAAUUACGCACGAAAGAUUUGUCGAGUGGCAAGUAGCAGAAAGAAAAUUUGCACCAGCAAUCCACUUAAUCAGAGCAACAGUAUUCCCUAACCCUCCAAGAACAGUAAACUCACUAAUAAUCGCCUUAACGUCUGCACAAGGGUCACUCAAGCUACUUGAUUAUAACGUUGAUCAAUCACUAUCUACUGAAAGAGCAGCUCAAUUAAAACGAGAAGUAGUUAUUUAUUUGCAAGAUAAAGUAGACGAAGCAGCAAAUAAAAAGGGAAAAGAAAAGGAACAAACAUCGAUCGGCUCUACUAGUAGCAAGGCAUCCAACGACGAAUAUCAUACCCCAGAACCAGAAUUUAAAUUUGGACCAUUAGGUGCAGCUGACGCAGAAGAAAGAGCAAGCGAGUUAUCUGCCUUAGAGUCACUACAACAACGUGCUCUUCUAGUAUAUAAAGAUUUACAAGCUCUUGAAAGAGAGGUAAAUCUUGAUACUAACGAAAUCCCUGAUCAAACCAUUCCAAACGUAGACGCGUUAUUAGAUUAUAUCGCGCCGCUAAACAAUCCAGUUGAGAACGAGGAAUUUGAAGCUGAACCAGAGAAUCAGUUACCAGACCAAGGACAAAAAGGUAACAACGACCAAACAGAAGACGAAGUAGUUGGCAAUCAAGAUAAUCAAGAAAGUGACCGAGAAAACCCAGAAAACCAAGCAGACGACGCCGAAGCAUCACAGCCACCAACUAGAGCCCCAACUCCAGAACCGGAUAACCAAAAUCCACCACUAAAUUUACCACCAGUAGCAAAUCCACCAGUAGCAAAUCCACCUGCUCCACCAGCAAAUCCACCUAUACCCCCAGCACCACCUGUUCAAGCAGACGACGAAGAAAUGUCCCAAGCAACGUAUCCAGUUUUUGACGGAACAAACCCGCGUAAAUGGCUAGGCGAAAUGGAAAUAGCCUUCACUGCUAAUAACAUCCAAGCCAAUGCUCAUGAACGAAGAAUAGGCUUGGCAGUUUUAAACUCCGGACCUGCCAAAAUGUGGUACAUUAUGUUAGCGGCAAAACCAACUACAUGGGAAAGAGCAAAUAAUCUAGACGGAUUUAAGGAGUUAUUUUUGGAUAAGUAUGCUAAUGAUGAUAAUAGAGCGCAAGCGUCCCAACUAGCCUUUAUGAGAACCCAGCGACUUGGAGAGACAGUUGGCCAAUACUACAAUGCGCUACAAGAACAAUGGAUGGAGUGUGGAGAUGGAGUUAUCCCCGAAUGGAUGAAGGUAAAUAAGUUCGUGCAUGGAUUAAUCCCAGCAAUUAGAGAACCAGUGAUGCAGCAAGCCCCGACCACAAUUGCCGAUGCAGUCAAGGUAGCAACGCAGUGCUACAAUGCGUUUCAAACCAAUGUCCAACCAUCUCAUACAGCAACCGAUACGGCGCUACAAGCAUUAAUGGCAACAAUGCAAGAGAAUUACAAUGCACAUGCAAUUACUCAAUCAAACGGAAGAUGGAACGAUGAAAAGCUACAGAGGUUAUCAACACUAGCAUUGGAAGUGGUUAUAUGUCUGGGAGGUCAGGAUGAAUACGAACAAUUGGUAGAAAUAAAACGAAAAUUGGAUUUUGAAAUCAUGGAGAGAUUGAUCUCAACAGUGAAUGGGACACAUGAGGAUAAUGAAGUUGAUCAUCAGAUUAAAAAAAGAAAGUUAAGAGAUUUGGAACUUGAAGAAGAUAAAUGUCAGCUUGAAGAAUUGACAGAUUUUGCCUUGGAUAUAAUUGGAUUCGAGUGUCGAUAUGUCAACCCAUCGGUAACCUCACUUGCUCUUAAAAUGCGAGAAGACGAUUGUUAUGACCAUAUAGGCAAUGACUUCUCAUUCUUGGAAAAUCUGGAUGCCGAAGAAACAAGAAAAGUCGAUGAGAAGUUUAAUUACUUCGAAACCAAUGACCCCCCAAACCCUCAGUGGACUGAUGAGCGGCUUGUUUUUGCUGCUGACCAUUACCUUACAUACCGAGAACUCUCGCAAUAUUGUGACAGCAGCCGCACCACAAUCGACUUUACGAAAAACUGGGCAUUCGAGGACAAAUCGGGCUGGCAAAGUGCUCACACAAACAAAGCAGCCCUUCAAUGUUACGAAUAUUCCAGCAAAUUCUUCAUACAUGACAAGAAUAAUCGGCGUCGUAAAUAUAUCUCUAUCAUGACUGAUUCAAGGAAGUACAGACUGUGGUAUGCCUUCUGGAAUGAUGAACAAAGACAAAUGAACGUGAGAGAGACUGCUGACUUUGCUUGGUCUCAAGAAUGUGAAACAGCAUAUUCUGGCAGGGACACUCUACGUAUCUUAGCGCGCGUAUUCAAAACCUUUAUUACAAUCGAUCUGCGUGCUGCUGCGUCUCCCCGAAAUUUCGGGAAUAUAGGUUCAACUAAAGACAUUUCCUCAAUGGCUUCAUACAAUUCAGGAUUUAAUAUUUUAUUUGAUCGACGUGCCAGAACCGAAGCCCUUUACGAAAUGCUUGUAGAACACGGCCUUCCAUUCGUGACAACAGCAGACGGCGACAUAAAGGCGUCUCGGCUUUUGGGCCUUGGGUCGGAUACUGUCAUAUUCGAAGCACGCACUGUAUGUAAUGAACGAGUCGCCCUCAAAUUCAGUUUCGGUUUCACUUCGGAAGUUCUGGAGCGUGAAUCACAAGCAUUGAAAAUACUCAAGGACGUCAAGGAUAUUCCGAAGUUACUAUACGAGGACUUCGAUUCAAUACGUCCAUAUAUUGUUACUAACAUGGUUGGUAGGAAAAUCAACAAGGUUGACGUACCAAUUGCCUGCCACAUUAUCGCUGACAUUCUUCAAAUUCUGAAGGUCAUUCAUGAGUACGGUUAUAUCCAUAACGAUAUUCAUCCCGGGAACAUCGUAAACGUUAAUGGUAAAUAUCGGUUAAUCGAUUUCGGCUUAGCCGUACCGCGCUUCGAUAAGAGAGAAAAUGUCCCUAGUGAUUGGCCGGAAGGCAAUAUCGUCUUCGCUUCGCAUAACAGAGGCAAAUAUCUUGGAGCCGCAGAUGAUUUGGAGGCGCUUUCUUAUACGAUCGCAUUUAUGUACAAUCAGAACAAGGCGUAUUGGCAAAUUGCCACCAAGGAUCCAUGCCAGGCUAUUCAUCAGAAAGAAAGAAAGCUCACUUAUCUCUUUGAUGGGCUACCACAAGUAUUUCGAGACUUUUUCGAGUAUGUGUACGAUCUUGAAAUCACGGUUACACCCGACUACGAAUAUUGGCAGGAUUUAUUCCAAGAGACUGCGGAAACUCGGUGUUUUCGACCAAGCAAACACUUUCCAGAAACAUCGCAAGAAAGCCCUAAUCAUAGCCUUGAGUCUAAACGUGGUGUACGACGUCGAAUUGAACAACAGGCCUGGUGA
Molecule: messenger RNA, 3627 nt
Organism: Paraglomus brasilianum
Lineage: Eukaryota; Fungi; Glomeromycota; Glomeromycetes; Paraglomerales; Paraglomeraceae
Source: the annotation of a GenBank genome assembly